This is a messenger RNA of Danio aesculapii, 4294 nucleotides long. RefSeq names its product MSL complex subunit 2b (gene msl2b). Gene Ontology annotation, molecular function: ubiquitin protein ligase activity. The record is from RefSeq and is a predicted model, not a curated record. Lineage: Eukaryota; Metazoa; Chordata; Actinopteri; Cypriniformes; Danionidae. The coding region runs from base 907 to 2703 and encodes 598 amino acids. The transcript is spliced from 2 exons. Gene Ontology annotation, cellular component: MSL complex.
UCUACUGCGGAGAGGAAGGGAGGGGAGAAGCCUUUUCAAAUACACAUACAUUUCAAUAUCGCUACUGGAUAUAUAAUUUAACAGCUUCUUCUCCAAACGAAUGUUCUGUGGAUGUUAAAUUCGCACGCGUAACACCAUCGACGCACGCAGACGACAGGAAAGCGGCGGGAGAAUGCAGGAAAGAAGCGAAGCGGCCUGUUUUUGUUCCUGAGGCGCAGCUCACACUGACAUCAAACAGCCUCUCAACUCAUACCGCUUUUUUCCUCACACGCGACUUGAAAUCACUUCGCAUGGAUGCACGGUGAAUAUCUUGCACCUUAAAGUCCUUUAAAAAAGGAAGGAGCACAAAAGGAGGCCUGCUUUCGUUUAUUAUUAUUUUUUGCAGCGCCAUGAAGCGCGGCGGACAAUAACAGAGUGACGGUGUUUGCGUGUAGCCGCUAUCAUUCGAGCCUCAGCUCGUAUCGAGAUUAAUAAAUAAACAAACAGACGGAAUAGCACCGCAAACAAGGACUGCAUUCAUCCCGUAUCAGACAAGGAGGCAAUCUGUGCUCUCUGUUUGAAUUUGGUGGUAAUCGGAGGCCCAGUGGGGCGAAGAGCGCCACCAGCGUGUUGUUGUUGAAUUAAAAAAAACAGAAAUCGUGCAAAUGCAUCUUUGAAUUGUGCUUUCAACCAGACCCCCGUGGAUGUUGUUUCAUCACACGAUGAUGACGAGGAUUUGGUCGUAUUUCGUGCCGUGGAAGAGGGGCAAGCGUUAAGAUGGAGUGGUUUUAAUUGCAUGCGAUGAACAGACAUUUCACAGUCGACGGAAUUGCACGCGACGUUGAUGAUACGUGGGCUUUCACCGUCGCUCCUUCACGCUUUUAUUUUCCUCCCCGAAGUGGAUCCGUCUAGCACGACACUGCUGAGAUGAACCCGGUGAAUGCGACCACUCUCUACGUGUCAGCUUGUCGGUCGGUGCUGCAGUGCGAUCCCCGGGACCCCCAGGCUUUGGCGGAAAUCUAUAAGCUCUUGCCCUUUUUCAGACAGUCUCUCGCCUGCCUUGUGUGUGGCAAUUUGCUACAAGAUCCAAUCGCUCCUACCAACUCAUCGUGCCAGCACUAUGUCUGUAAAUCAUGUAAAGGCAAAAAGAUGAUGAUGAAACCGUCGUGCAGCUGGUGCAAAGACUAUGAGCAGUUUGAAGAGAAUAAGCAGUUGUGCAUCUUGGUGGAUUGCUACAAAAAACUCUGCGAGUACAUCGCAGAUUCUCCUCUCGCUCAACACAUUUCAAGUACUGUGGAAGGGUCUUCAGACAUCCUGUCCUUGUUGAAUGAGGGACUGGAGGGUCAGGGGGAGGAGUCACUCUCCCUGAGUUUGACAAACCAAUCACCAACACCCUCAACCUCAGAAACGCUCCCCGAUGAGGGCCAGUCCCCUUCCACAGAGAUCAAGGAGCAAGGCCUCAGCCCUCUUGGGGUGAAUGGUCUUCAGGAUUGCAAUGGCUUGACCAAUGUAGAGGAAUUGACUGCCAGCUUACCUUCUCUUGAGGCCAGUGUCCCUGACUCAGUGGAGAGUAGCGGGGCUGAUGAAGUGAAGCAAGAGAGUUUCACCAAUGAAAUCCCUGUUUGCGAGGCAGUGGCAGCAGCUGGUGAGGAGCUUUGUACAAGCACCUUGGACAUUUGUGGCUUCAGCGAGGAUAUUAAACACGAUGGUGGGACUCUCCUCUUGAGUGUAGAGGAAGUGCUCAGGACUCUAGAACCAGAUCAUGUUUCCCAGGAUGAGUGUCCUGCUAUUUUGCAAUCAACUCUUGAACCUUCGGGGAACUUAAACGGACCAUUUUCCUCGGUUGACUCUAGCCGGCAACCCUCCUCACUCCCACAGGACUCGCACGAAGUUCUUGUGCCCCAACACCAGGUGUCCCAGCAGAAUCAGCAACAUUUAGGAAUAUCCUGUUCUGCAGUGACACCACGAAUGCCACGUUCCAAUCGGAAGCGCUCGCGGUCAGAAAGCGAUAGUGAGAAGAUCCAACCCUUGCCCAUUUCCACCUUCAUCUGUGGCCCUACAUUGGGAGCCUCUGCUCCGGUUCAGAUCAAGUGUGAGCCAAAAUCUCCUGCACAGACUAUCCCGCACAUGGCAGUGGUGCCCAAUGGUGGUGGCCUUUCAAAGGUGGGCAAGACAUUACUAGUGCCUGCCAAACCUGUCAAAAAGACCCUAGACCACCAUGGACCUAAGAAGGCGUACACUAAAUCCAAACAAGGCACUCCAAAAUCCAAGGAGAAGAUGAAAGACAGAAUUCUGACUAGCUCCCUCAUUCCCGGCAGCCCCACCAAAGUGGUGUACAAAAAGGCGCAGGAGAAAAAGGGCUGCAAGUGCGGCAGAGCGACUCAAAACCCAAGUGUUCUUACAUGCCGUGGACAGCGAUGCCCCUGUUACUCCAACCGCAAAGCCUGUCUGGACUGCAUAUGCAGGGGCUGCCAGAACUCCUACAUGGCCAAUGGCGAAAAAAAGCUGGAGGCCUUUGCGGUGCCAGAAAAGGCACUCGAGCAGACAAGACUAACUCUAGGCAUAAACGUCACCAGCAUCGCAGUGCGUAACGCCACCGGGAGCGGCGCCGGCGGGAUGCUGAACGUCUCCACCGCGGCUGGUUCACCUGUGGCCUCUUUCUUGGCUACGGGACCACACGAAGACAAAGGAUUCGAUGAACCAUUGGACAUGAGGUUUGACUGAGUCCUGGAUGAUUCUCCUUUAACAUCGCCCUGUUUUCCAGACUGGCUUGCUUUCAGUGUGGUGGCACUGUAGCAAGGGGCCGAUGCCAGCAGAGUCAGCUAUCGACAAGGCAGCUACUGUGAUUCUGUUCCAGUUCACAUUAUCAAUUAUACAAGCUAUUGCUGAAGCUCGUGCCUUUAAAUCAUUUGUAAUGUUUUCGGUUUACACGCACACCUUUAGGAGGAGACGAGUUUCUUUAGGUAAAGGGGUUAUUUUGAUUUUCAAGUGAUCUAUAAGGCACGAUCUUUAGCAAGAUAUACCUGACCUCAUUGUUGCGGGUCACGCUAUGUGCAUAUGUGGAAGAUUUUCAGUUUGUAGGCUAGCGGACGAGACCUGUUAAAUGAAUGGUACCCUACAGCAUCAGUAGAGACUGGUUGUAUUUAUAAACCGUUUUUUGUACACAGACUUAAUGAAUUCGAUUUAAACAAAAAAAAAAAAACAAAGUACAUUUUAUGAUAUAUUUUGUAAGUUACAUUAACAACAUUUGCAGUAUUUAUUGGGUAUCACUUAACAUAGAUUACGGUCCACAGAGGGCAUCAGCUGGAUACCAUUUCUACAGAUGCAAGUCACACAGAUGCAGUAUGUACGGUUUUUCUGUCUAAAUUAUGUUGUUGUCCUGAUUGUGCUAGUUUUUUGCUGUCUCAAACUGUUAUUUUUCCCUUGGGGCAUUUAAAUACCUGUAAUAUAAAUGUAACAUAUUUCCACAAAAAAGAAAAAUCCUAACAAGACUCUUGUCUUUCAUUUCGAAAAUCAUUUUAAAAUUGCAUGUUCUUUUCUGAAGGUUUUAGAAAUUAUGACUGGUGGUUUAAAUCAGUGGUUCUCAACCAUGUUCCUGGAGGACCAUCAGCCCUGCAUGUUUUGGACGUCUCCUUUGUCACACCCAUUUCAGGUCUUUCAGUCUCUGCUAAUGAGCUGAUGAUCUGAAUCAGGUGUGUUUGGUCAAGGAGACCUGGAAAAUGCAAAGCUGGUGGUCCUCCAGGAACAUGGUUGAGAAACACUGGUUUAAAUUAAUGUAUUAGCGAAAGGUCAACAAAUAUCCUGUGAUGCAGUUAAUUACAAGAGUGCAUUACAAUCACAAUGCUGUCCAUGUGUGAGUGUGUAAACUUACUGUACAUGUACAUUGUUUUUCCUGACAGCGUCAAGCAGAAGUAUAGGGAAGGAUCAUAUAGCUUUUGGAGAAAUCAAUGUUUUGUUAGACUUCUUCUUGACUAGUACAGAAUCGCUUUACAGUUGCUGACAUACAAUAUUAAUGAGACAUUUCAUUCAUAUUACUGCCCAGAAUAUUGCUGAGGGGGGCUUAUUUCUUGGCUUUACUCUGUUGUAUGGAAAGUGGAAAAUCCAUAUAUAUAAAAAUACACUGCACCUGAAAUAUCAUUGGUUAGAAAUAUACGAUUCCAAAAAAUAGAUGGAUAACUGGAAUCAUAUGCCUGUAAUAGUGCAAUCAAACAAAUCCAUGGGGUGCAGUAAUGUGCUGGAUCUCUGCCCAGUAACUGUAUUUACAAACUUUUACCACAAGUGGGCAGAAUGUAGACAAAAAUGGCUAUGGUCAAAU